Molecule: messenger RNA, 1479 nt
Organism: Miscanthus lutarioriparius
Lineage: Eukaryota; Viridiplantae; Streptophyta; Magnoliopsida; Poales; Poaceae
Source: the annotation of a GenBank genome assembly
AUGGAAGACUUUUACGAGCUGGAGUUGAAUAUUAAAGGUUUAAAUAAUUUAGAAGAAAGUCUGAAUGACUACUUUAGUGAAGAAAAACUGGAUGGGGAAAACCAAUACUUUUGUGAGUCAUGUCAGAAAAGGGUAGAUGCCACUCGCUGCAUAAAACUUCGAUCACUUCCUCCGGUUGUCAACUUUCAGCUGAAGCGUUAUGUAUUCCUCCCGAAGACAACAACAAAGAAAAAGAUUUCUUCAACGUUCAGUUUCCCAAGACAGCUCGAUUUUGGAAAACGGUUGUCAAACCCUUCAUCUAGUUGUACUUAUGACCUGGCUGCUAUUUUAAUUCACAAGGGUACUGGUGCUAAUAGCGGACACUAUGUGGCACACAUAAAAGAUGAAAGCAAUGGGCAGUGGUGGGAGUUUGAUGAUGAGACUGUAUCCAAACUUGGUUUGCACCCGUUUGGCGAAAAACCUGGAAAGGCGUCAAAUAAAGUUGAUCAUAAGGCCCAAGGUAUCUCCACAGCAGGUUCUCUCACAGAUAAUAAUAACAAUGGUCACCAGGAGGCAGCGCCCACUUCUACCAAGGUGGAGAUGUUUUCAUCUACAGAUGCUUUUAUGCUGAUGUACAAAUGUACCACUAAGGAUGACAAUGCCACAGAAAACAAUAAAAUUGUGGAAAUAAACAAUGAUUCACUUCCACAGCAUCUUCUUGAUGAAAUUAAUGAACUAAAUGCAUCAUAUGUGAAAUCGUGUGAGGAAUACCAAAGCAAGAAGGACAGUCAUUUGACAUAUGUAAACGAGAGGCGUCAAGAAGUAAAAUCUGUUCUGACAGAAGCACCUGCUGAUCCAGAGGAUGAUUCAUACUUUUGGAUCUCAACAGACUGGCUUCGUCAAUGGGCAGAUAACAUUACUCCCCCCUCUUCCAUUGACAAUGAUCCAAUUCAAUGCGAACAUGGAAAGGUUCCAGCAUCUGAAGUCACAUCAAUGAAGCGACUAUCAUCUGUAGCUUGGGAAAAACUAUAUUCGAAGUAUGGAGGGGGACCGACAUUGAGCAGUGAUGAUUUUUGUAUGGAGUGUCUUAAAGAUGGGGCGAAAAAUGCAGUAUCUGCUGAUAUCUACCGUGAACGAAAAGCAUCAUUAAAAAACCUUGCAGAAGCAGCACUUUCUGGUAAUUGUCCAGAUGGUCCUUCUUACUUUUAUCUCAAGACAUGGUUGACUCAUUGGCUGCGGAGGAAAAAUUCUGAUAUCCCUUCGGAUGCGGAGAAUGGACCAACAAGUGUUUUAAGAUGUUGCCAUGGGGAUCUUCUGCCGGAGCAUGCUCCAGGAGCAAAGCGAGUAUCCGUACCAGAGAACCUCUGGUUAUUUCUCUAUGAAACAAUGAACGAGAAAAAGGCUGAUGAUAUUGUGACAUCUCCAUCAGAUUGUCAACCAUGUGAAAUUUGCAGUCAGGAAUUGUCUGAUGUUGCUUCUGUGGAGGGUAAUCUUAGGUAA